This is a messenger RNA of Fraxinus pennsylvanica, 369 nucleotides long. Lineage: Eukaryota; Viridiplantae; Streptophyta; Magnoliopsida; Lamiales; Oleaceae. The record is from the annotation of a GenBank genome assembly.
AUGAAGUACAAGCAUGAAGCCUGUGCAGCUUUGUUAAAUCCAUCGGCUACAGAGCCUUUAACUUGGCCAUCACCAUGCCUAAAGUUCAUCAAUGAGCUGAGUUCUGAAGUGAAAGCCUUAUUAGAGAAAGUCCUAAUUAUGGCCAACAAGGAGAGAGAGAAGACAAUCUUGAAGGAGACAUCCAACUCUCUUCUGAAACCCUUAAAUUUUGGUGGCAUUGACAAUGACAUUAAGGUAUGCUACUCAUUUUCAAGUGUUGAUUCAUACUUUGAUUGGAAGAGGAAGCUUGUGAGGGAUAGCUUACGACACAGAUUUAAGCUAGAAGUUUGCUCACAGUCGAAACAAAGAAGAAUCUCUUUUAUUUUGUAG